CCUCGAACUCUCGAAAGGUCACGCAUGCGAACAUUCAUCAAACACGUCAUGUCAACUUCCGGAUCUACUGCACCCUGGUAUGCUAGUCUACCCGCCCCUCGGGGUACACCACUACAGAUGGCCGUGUCCGAGCUCAAGGCGUUGAAGGAUGAUCCCGCCCGACGAGCCGGGGUGGAUUAUCUGGUCGUCGACGUACGGAGAGCCGAUAUGGACGAGCCGGAUGGCAAGAUGAUCAUCCCGGGCGCAAUCAACCUCCCCGCUCAGACGUUUCACCAGACGCUCCCUACUCUCCUUCCGGUCCUUUCUCGAAUCCCUCGAGUUAUAUUCCACUGUUCUUCUUCUAACGGCCGAGGACCUCGGUGUGCGGGUUGGUAUCAAGACGCGCUCGACGACCACGAGAACGACAGAUCGACGACCACGGGGGAUAUUUCCAAAUCAUACGUCUUGACGGGAGGGAUCAAGGCUUGGAAGAGCGCUUAUCCGGAUGACGUGCAGCCGCUGUAGCUGGGGGAGGUGAGAGUGGAGAAGGGGUCUUAAUCCUGUGAGGAGAAGCUAUACAGCGUCAUCUGUCAGAAACCCAGAAGAAGACCGUUUGAAUGGGCAAAUGCACCACAAUAUAC
This is a messenger RNA of Filobasidium floriforme, 620 nucleotides long. Its product is annotated as Rhodanese-like domain-containing protein. Gene Ontology annotation, cellular component: cytoplasm; nucleus. NCBI's taxonomy places the organism in Eukaryota, Fungi, Basidiomycota, Tremellomycetes, Filobasidiales, Filobasidiaceae. The record is from RefSeq and is a predicted model, not a curated record. The transcript is spliced from 3 exons. Bases 25 to 504 code for a protein of 159 amino acids. Gene Ontology annotation, molecular function: protein tyrosine phosphatase activity.